This is a messenger RNA of Plasmodium inui San Antonio 1, 732 nucleotides long. RefSeq lists its product as hypothetical. Gene Ontology annotation, cellular component: mediator complex; core mediator complex. Bases 1 to 732 code for a protein of 243 amino acids. Lineage: Eukaryota; Apicomplexa; Aconoidasida; Haemosporida; Plasmodiidae. Gene Ontology annotation, biological process: regulation of transcription by RNA polymerase II. Gene Ontology annotation, molecular function: transcription coregulator activity. The record is from RefSeq and is a predicted model, not a curated record. The transcript has a single exon.
AUGGCGGAUAAGUACGUGUCAGGCUACCCCCCGCCACCGUACUACUUCCAGGAGUAUGUAGCUGCGGAUGAGCAGGUGAGCCAACUGGAAGAUACCGAAGAAGGGGAAGACCACGCGGACGACGCCUGCCAUUGGUUAUGCGGCAUAAAGGACCAGUAUAACAUUUACGACGUUACAGAGAAUGCCCCCAUCCAGGCACCAAUCGAUGGGAAGGAAAAGUACAGCAAGAAGACGUGCCAAUUGAUGCUGGGGAGACCCCCGCCACUACCCCUCAGAAGCAAUUACAACGUAUUUGGGAUUAACCACCAAGUGGAGAGAAGAGUCCAAAAUCUAGAUAGUGAUGAGUUACUAUAUGACGAGAAAAAAAAUUUGAAAAAUGAAUUUAUUAAGCUUUAUAAAAAAUAUAAAGACUGUUUCUUCGAUCUUUUUGACGACAUUGUGAAUAACAGACGGGACGACAAGACCAAGAUCAAAAUGUUGAUUAAGGUCCACGUAAAUCUAUUUCACAUUUUGGCCAAGUUGAGAUUCUACCAGAGUGUUAAUAAUGUCAUUAACAUUCUGAAGGUGCAACUGAAAAGACGGCAGAUAGCCAUCGACAAGAUGAAGUUAAGCCUCCUUCGUAUUUAUGGCUAUAUAAAUUUUGUGCAGGAAAAUUUCUCCACCACUCGCGCGAUUGCGGACGAUGACGAGGGGGGAAGUCCCAAACGGAGGAGGAAGCUGGACGCACUGUAG